GGCGGCGCCGCUGCAGUGCGGGACCCGCUCGCCCGCGGUCCCGGCUUCCUCGGCUUCCCCGCGUCCGUGAGCAGUUGUCUCGGGCUUCGGGCGCCGCGCAUGCAGGAGGCCGGAAGCGAGGCCACCAUGGCGUCCCCGUCCUCCUGCCCGGUGGAGGAAGAUGAGAGUCUGAAGGGCUGUGAGCUGUACGUCCAGAAGCACGGCGUUCAGCAGGUCCUCAAGGACUGCAUCGUCCACCUCUGCAUCUCCAAGCCCGACAGGCCCAUGAAGUUCCUGCGGGAGCACUUCGAGAAGCUGGAGAAGGAGGAGGCCAGGCAGAUUCUGACGCAGCAGAAGUCAGACUCCCACGACGAGGAGGUCUCUCCGACCCCGCCAAACCCCGUGGUGAAAGCCCGCCGCCGCCGAGGGGGUGUGAGUGCCGAGGUGUACACGGAAGAGGAUGCCGUGUCCUAUGUGAGGAAGGUCAUCCCCAAGGACUACAAGACCAUGACGGCGCUGGCCAAGGCCAUCUCCAAGAACGUGCUGUUUGCUCACCUGGAUGACAAUGAGAGAAGUGACAUAUUCGAUGCCAUGUUUCCCGUCACGCACAUCGCCGGGGAGACCGUCAUCCAGCAAGGGGAUGAAGGCGAUAAUUUCUACGUGAUAGACCAAGGAGAAGUGGAUGUGUACGUUAAUGGAGAGUGGGUGACCAGCAUCAGUGAGGGGGGCAGCUUUGGGGAGCUGGCACUCAUCUACGGCACCCCCAGGGCAGCGACUGUGAAAGCCAAGACGGACCUCAAGCUCUGGGGCAUCGACCGGGACAGCUACCGGCGAAUCCUCAUGGGCAGCACGCUGAGAAAGCGCAAGAUGUACGAGGAGUUUCUCAGCAAGGUCUCCAUCCUGGAGUCCCUGGAGAAGUGGGAGCGCCUGACCGUGGCCGACGCCUUGGAGCCUGUGCAGUUUGAGGACGGAGAGAAGAUUGUGGUCCAGGGGGAGCCGGGGGAUGACUUCUUCAUCAUCACGGAGGGCACAGCCUCAGUCCUCCAGCGCCGGUCCCCCAAUGAAGAGUAUGUGGAGGUGGGGCGUCUGGGGCCCUCCGACUACUUUGGGGAGAUUGCGCUGCUGCUGAACCGUCCCCGGGCGGCCACCGUGGUGGCCCGGGGGCCUCUCAAGUGCGUCAAGCUGGACCGGCCCCGCUUUGAGCGGGUGCUGGGCCCUUGCUCCGAGAUCCUCAAAAGGAACAUCCAGCGCUACAACAGCUUCAUCUCCCUCACCGUCUGAGCCCCGCCCCGUUGGAGUCCCACCCCCCGAGGCCCCGCUUCCCUCUGAGUGGUCUAUGUCCGAGGGUCGCGGGGGCGGGGGUGGGGUGCGCCCCUCCCUCUGGACUCCUGUUUGGAAUAAAACAGUCACCUCGUGCAUUUCAAACACAAAGGGCCCCCAAGACCCCCAGGCCUUGGAGGUGCCAGUGUCCCCCCCCCCCCCCCCGCCUCGGACCUCCCCCUGCAGCUUUCGGGCUCCUUUGCCGGAACCCAGCCUCACUCCCCCCCAAGUCUCUGGGGGUGCAGGGGCCAGCCGUGAGUCCAGGCCCCCCCACCCCAGGGAGCUGGACUGGGCUGACUGAUCAGUUCUUGUACUUGUCCCCCCACCUCGCCCCAUGCCCCAGGGCCCAGGGGUCAGGUCACCAGGGCUGCAGUCUGAGUAUCACUCAGUGAGGUCAAAGGGGGUAUCCCACAGGGAUCCUCCUUGCAGGGAGUCCACGUCAGGGAGAGAAGCUCCCCGCUCCAGAGGGUCCUGCUGUAGACCUCUGGCGUGAGAAUAACUGAAGGUGGCCCUGCCUCAGAGAGGAGGGGACCCCAUCUGGCCACAGGUGAGCCCCCCCCACCUCCUGGGGCCUAGGCUGGCAGGAACCCCUAGAGGAGCUAUGCCCUUGGCUUUCCAGGGAUAUUACCCCUUGGGGUGGCUGGCGUGCCCAACAGUUAGGGGCAGCAGGUCACCCUCGCUGGGCCGGACGCCCCGGACAGGAAGGAGACGCCAGGAGCUGGGGACUUUCCGCUGUCCGGGGAGCACUGUCCUCUCAGGGUCGGGUGGAGCAGAUGGUGUUUGCUUCCUUGUGAGCAGUUCCUCAGGGACCUCAUGAGGUAGAGGACACGUUUUCUAGACACGCUCUGGGUUCGGCUGCGACCCCCAGGGGCUCCUCAGCUGCCCAGCAGGUGCCCCACUGGCCACUAGCCCUUGCUCUGGGAAACAGGUGCUUUCCAAGCCUCUGUCCUCCCGAAGCAGGAAAAAAUAAGAGACCGAACAGCCAGGCCCCACACGCCCGUCAAUGACCGAUUGAACCCCCACUUAGAUGUGUUUUCAGGCCACGUCAACUGGAGGUACAGAGGCCUGGGGGCAGGACAGAGAGCCUCGUGGUGCCCCUGGUGACAGAACAAGAAUGAGAUCGUGCAGCCAGCCCGGUUCUGCCCUCCUGUGCGCGUCCGGGAAGCCGCCAGUUGGAGGCACCCCCCCAGCCAGCCCUGCCUUUGCCCGUGGAUUCCCCGUGAUGCGCGAGCCCACCGUGUGCGCCGUGAAGCGCUCAGUGCUGCAUGUGUAUUAAAUGUGCCGUGAAGUACCUCUUCCCAG
Molecule: messenger RNA, 2601 nt
Organism: Hyaena hyaena (striped hyena)
Lineage: Eukaryota; Metazoa; Chordata; Mammalia; Carnivora; Hyaenidae
Gene: PRKAR1B
Product: protein kinase cAMP-dependent type I regulatory subunit beta
Exons: 11
Coding region: 100-1260 (386 amino acids)
Biological process (GO): regulation of protein phosphorylation
Cellular component (GO): cAMP-dependent protein kinase complex
Molecular function (GO): cAMP-dependent protein kinase regulator activity
Source: RefSeq, a predicted model, not a curated record